AUGCCAACUGUGGGAAUCAAGAAGGUCAUCCUUGACAAGCACUUCAAUCGGGUUUACACCGAGAAGGAGUUCGACGAACUUUGCUUCGAGUACGGACUCGAGUUGGAUGAAAUCACUUCUGAGAAAGCCGCUGUUGAAAAGGAGCGUGGAACCGGCGCGGCGACGGAUUUAAACGACCAGGAAGUCUACAAGAUUGAUAUUCCAGCGAAUCGUUAUGAUUUGUUGAGUGUGGAGGGACUGGCUCGUGCCAUUCGCAUUUUCAAGCAAGAAAUCCCAUCUCCCCACUACAAGUUUGCCGAGACGCCAAAGUCCGGUCUUCAGAAGAUCAUCGUAAAGAAAGAGACCGCGCAAGUCCGACCAUUUGUCGUGGGAGCCGUGCUUCGCGAUAUCUCGUUCGACGCCGACAGUUACGCAUCGUUCAUCGAUCUUCAAGACAAACUCCACCAGAACAUCUGCAGAAAGCGUACUCUCGUCGCUAUCGGAACCCACGAUUUGGACACUGUCCAAGGACCCUUCGAAUAUCGUGCCGAAGCACCAAAAGACAUCAAAUUCAAGCCAUUAAACCAAACAAAGGAGUACACGGCUGAAGAAUUGAUGACUUUGUAUUCAAGUGAUAGUCAUUUGAAAGCAUAUCUUCCGAUUAUUCAAAAUCAUCCGGUCUAUCCCGUGAUUUAUGAUAAGAAUGGAGUCGUUUGUUCGAUGCCACCAAUCAUCAACGGAGAGCAUUCGAAAAUCACUUUGAAGACGAAGAACGUCUUCAUUGAGGCAACAGCAACAGACAAGCAAAAGGCUUUUGUUGUCCUCGACACAAUUGUUACUCUUUUCUCGCAGUAUUGUUCCAAGCCAUUCACGGUUGAACAAGUCGAGGUUGUUUAUGAAGAGACUGGAGUCAAGGAGCUCUACCCACUGCUCUCCUAUCGUGAGAUGACUGUGACCACUCCGGAAAUCAAUACGAAGAUUGGAAUCAACUUGAAGGACGAAGAAAUGGCAACUCUUCUCAACAAGAUGUCGUUGAAAGCGGAGGUUGUGGCGAAAGAGACCUUGAAAGUAGUUGUUCCACCGACUCGCCAUGAUAUUCUUCAUGCUUGUGAUGUUGCUGAAGAUGUCGGAGUUGCCUAUGGAUAUAAUAACUUGAUCACAAGACUACCAGAGUCCAACACCGUCGCUGUCGCCUUCCCAAUCAACAAGCUUUGUGAUAAUCUUCGUAUUGAAAUCGCCGCCGCCGGAUGGACAGAAGCAUUGAAUUUUGCCCUCUGCAGUCGUGAUGACAUCUCUGUGAAACUUCGUCAGCCGGAUGCUCUCGCCCAAGCUGUUCAUAUCGGAAACCCCAAAACCCUCGAGUUCCAAGUUGCUCGCACAUCUCUUCUCCCUGGUCUUCUGAAGACGUUGGCAUCGAACCGCGAUAUGCCACUCCCAUUGAAACUUUUCGAGCUUCAAGACAUCAUCGUGAAGGAUUCAAGCACAGAUGUCGGAGCACGUAAUGAAAGAAGAUUGGCUGCGGUUUACUACAAUAAAGCAGCUGGAUUUGAGAUUAUUCAAGGAUUCCUGGAUCGAAUGAUGCGGAUGUUGAAUGUUAAUCCAGCUAAAGAUGGAACUGGAUAUUAUAUUGAGGCGGAUGAAAACCCAACUUACUUCCCGGGACGUUGUGCGAAGAUCAUCGGACCGAAAGGAGUUCUUCUCGGACAUAUCGGUGCUCUCCACCCAGAAGUCAUCACCUCGUUUGGACUCACUUUGCCUUGCGGAGCUGUCGAAUUCAAUGUUGAGCCAUUCCUCUGA
Messenger RNA from Caenorhabditis remanei, 1776 nucleotides. RefSeq lists its product as uncharacterized. The coding region runs from base 1 to 1776 and encodes 591 amino acids. Gene Ontology annotation, molecular function: RNA binding; magnesium ion binding; ATP binding. Gene Ontology annotation, biological process: phenylalanyl-tRNA aminoacylation. Gene Ontology annotation, cellular component: cytoplasm; phenylalanine-tRNA ligase complex. Lineage: Eukaryota; Metazoa; Nematoda; Chromadorea; Rhabditida; Rhabditidae. The record is from RefSeq and is a predicted model, not a curated record. The transcript has 5 exons.